GUGUAGUUUCCUGAGUGGUUAUGAUUGGACAAUAACUAAGUGUUUCAAAUAACUUUAUUAGCAGCAACAGUGAGUGAACAGAAUGAGGUUACCUGGAGGAAGGCUUGGUUGCUAUUUACAAUAGUGUAUUGUAUGGCUGCGAUAGGAGAAGGGAUUGGCUCCCGGGCUUAGAGCCGCGAAAGUAACAGGCAGAAGGACAAGCGUAUGGAGGCAUGUACUGAGAUACCACGGCCAGGCUGGUUUAAACCGUGCUGUCCCUAGGCUUGAGUUUGGGGAGAGUGUUCUCAACAACUGUUGUUGCCAUAUUGAUACAUCAGGCUGCAGUAGCAGUGUUAAGAGGCGCAAAAUGGAGAAGAAAUCAGAUCAACCAUCACAGUGUUCAGCUGUUAAGCAGCCAGGUCUAAGUGGACUGAUUCCCCCUUCCCAUUUUGAAACCCGUCAUCAUGUGUCUGUUCCCCCACCUUCUGCAUCUGUUCCAUCUCGUUCUCCUAUCUGUGAACCAUGGGCAGACCUUGCAAGGGAGUUGGUACAGCUAAGGCAAGCAAAUGAAGAAUUAAAAAAAAGACAAGAGUGGGAGCGCGAAGUUAUGCAAUCAAGGCCCUUGCACUGUCAGCCUCUAGAGGGGCCACCUACAGAAUCACGAGCAUUAGAGAUAAUUGCACACCAAAUACAGGAGAUUCGCAGACUGGAGAUUGCUUUAGCUGAUGCACAUGACAAGGAUGAGAAGUUACAAAAGAUGCAGCAGGAAGUCAAGGAAAUGAAUAAAAGGCAGAAGGAGAAUGCACAAACAGAACAGAGGAGGAAUGCAGCAGAAGAAGUGGCUGCAAGGCAGCGUGAAGCAGAGUUGGUGACAGCAUUGCAGCACCACAAGAGGGAAGCUGAGAAGCUAAGAAGCAGAGUGCAGGAACUGGAGGUGGAGUUUAAUGAGGACCAGGAACAGAAAGCGCAAGAAUUGAUUCACCUGAAAAAUGAUCUACAAACUGUCACAAAAGAGAGAGAAAUGUUAGCUGGCCAGUUAAGUCAGUCUCAGAAAGCUCUCGACGCCCAGAAUUCCUUGGUGCAGCAGCUAAAGACAUACAUUGGGGAGUUGGUUCCUGAUAAUAAAAUGUUAGAGGAGAAGAAUAGAGAAAAGAUGGAGCUCCUGAACACCUUACAAGCCCUCGAAAAAGAGCGGGAUGCUUUGCAGACCACAUUGUCUCUGCUUCAGACCCGUCUGUCAUCCCUCACAAAUAUUCUGUCCUUGCAGGAAAAUGAAAUUUGUAAAAAGGGCAUACCCAAGGAUUAUGAAAAAUUUCAACAACUUCUCUCAAGGUGGCGUGAGAAAGUUUUCUGCCUUAUGGUUCAGCUCAAAUCUGAGGAAAUCCACAAAGAGGAUGACCACAGAAAAAGCAGAGAGAAAAUCUCAUCCCUGGAAAAAGCUCUGCAAGAGAAAGAUCAGCAGCAGAUUUUACUGUCACACACGCUACAAGAUCGUACAGCUGAGCUGGAAAUGGAAAGGGUCCACAGUAAAUGUCUUCAGAAUGAGCUGUCUACAGCAAAAGCUAAAUCUGACCAUCUCGCCAGCAAAGUUGAAAUGACUGACAAGGCUGUGCUGAACCUGAAUCAGUUGGUUGACAACUUUGCACAGGCUCUAUCCACACAAGAAAUAUCAUUGAAGGGUGCUCUUUCACGCCUGGUUACACUCGGUCAAAGAGUGUCAUUUGCAUCUAAGAGGGUGGAUACAACGCAAGGCUUGGUAGCACAGAGACUUGCUCUUCUAAGACUUACAAAGGAUGAAAGGACAAAACCGUCAUCCACACAUGGUGAAAUUUGCCAACCAUCUUAUGAAGAUCUUGAGGCUGAGGUGAAGCUGUUAAACGAGGAGAGAGAUCGUCUUAGUGCAGAAUUGAAACGCAGUGCACAUUUGAUAGAGAGCCAAGUGGCAGAAACUAGAGAAACAUUGGAAGCUGAAAUAGCAGAAUAUCAGCGGACUAUAUCAUUUUUGCGCCACUCUAUUCAUGAGAAUGAAAAGACUACAAGAGCACUUGGAGAGCAGUUGGGAGUCGCUGAGAAGAAAUUGCAAGAAGCUUGUGAAAACACAGAACAACUCCGGGAGCAACUGCUGGAACAAAAAGCAGAAUAUGAAACAGAAUUGCAGAGGAGAGUGAAUGAAUUAGAAGAUCAUCACAUACAACAGUUGGCACAGAUGGAGAAGCACUUGAAUGAAGCAAGAAGAGAACACACCAAAGCCGUGGUUGCUCUCCGUCAGUCAGAACGUCAGAUGCAGCGUGAAAAAACAAGAAACCAAGAGACUUUGCGUACAUUCGAGGAUGCUGCCCAAACCCUCCAGGAACAGUUAAGUCAGCAGUUACGACAAGCCGAGAGGGACAAAAAUCUGAUGAUUGCCACACUGAAGCAAGAGGGAUUAUUAAAUGCAUAUCGGAAAAACAGAACAGGUGCUGCCCAGACUUUGCAAACAGAGGUGGAGCAAGCAAAUAAACAAAAUGUGAAACACUCCUCUUUACCUUGCACUACAGAAUCCCUUUCAUCAAUGGUAGCCAAUCUUCAGAGCCUUGGAACCACUCUCCUGGAUGAUGAGGAUGAUCAGGAAGAGGAAGACUGAUAAGAUGAUGGGCAACCUCAACCCUUGAUCUAGCACUGUGGCUUAACAUAACUAAGAUUUACACAAAUAUAGAAUAACUGCACGAUUACUACCAAGUUGAGUGUACUGCUUAUGGCGGUACAAAACUGCACACCAGUACAGAGCAGAAAAUCACUAAAAAUAAUUGUGGUAUUAGGCCUCUUCUUAACGGGAACCAGCACAUAAAGUGUAGCAGAUGCAAAGCAUUGCACCAUGGGUACCAGUUCUGUAAAGAAAAGGUAGAUCUUGGCCUUUUAGACUUUGACUGAGGACAUUUGUCUGCUGCUCUUGACGUACAGAAUUCCCCAUGUGCCUAGGACAUAAUGGUGUUUACACCAAAUGGAUAUAUUUUGUUUAUGGGUGGGCCUUUGUUGGAUGGAUAUCUGCUACCGUACAGAGGAUAAAAGGUCAGCACUCACCCUUCGUAAACAGUCUUUUGGUGCACGUCCCAGGCUGCCACCAACAGCCGAAAUUACAGGAACACUUUGCAUAAAUAGACAGCACCCAGCAGGAAUUUUCUUAAAAAGCCUUUAUUUCAAGGGCUUUAUUCAGACGAAAUACAGCACGAAAUACAGCUGUAUUUCGUCUGAAUAAAGCCCUUGAAAUAAAGGCUUUUUAAGAAAAUUCCUGCUGGGUGCUGUCUAUUUAUGCAAAGUGGAUAUCUGCUACCCACAAAGGACCUGUCCCCAAAAUGUUUUGCUCUAUAAGUUGUACACAAGGGGAUAAAUAAGCUUAUUUCUGUAUUUAUGUCAGCAGAUGAACACAAUAAUAAAAAUCAGCACUUUCAUUCUAAAUGGAAUACAUCCAAUUACUAUAAUCUAUAUUGGUGAUAACAUUUUGAACUGUACCGUAAUGCCCCUUGUUGGUGGAUUGAUGCAUAAUCUUACUGUGGAAUCACACCAAAUAUGGGGAUAGGCUUCCUAUAUGUAUUAUUAGUUCAGUGUUAAACCCGUUUCUUUUCUUUAGGAAUCCCGCAGAAUUAUUGCUCAAUUGUUUAGUGCACAGGCAUUACUUGUCCUAAUACCCAGGGCUCUGAAUUUGACUCCACACACUCCUCACCAGCCCACUGAUUGGGCCAAGGGGGGCAAAUUAAUUGCUUACUAAAAGACAAAGUCCCAGUAUGAAAAAAAAAAACAAAACAGAAAUUUGUGUCAAAGUUACAAAUGCUAUAUGAGGCAAGUUUUUCAACCUCAUGGUAGGUAUGGAUGAUGGUUGUGUAAUGCAUGUGCACUUUUUCUUCUGCAUUUAGCAUUAAUCUCUGUUUCUGUGGGUACAGACCAUGUAGCACACACAGAUCAGUUGCAUCUUGCUGUGCUGUGUGGCUAAACAUCCACCUCAUGCCAAACACCCAUGUGUAAAGCCUUAUUGUUGCUAAAUAAUUUUUUUAAAAAGUG
Molecule: messenger RNA, 4014 nt
Organism: Xenopus laevis (African clawed frog)
Lineage: Eukaryota; Metazoa; Chordata; Amphibia; Anura; Pipidae
Gene: cchcr1.L
Product: coiled-coil alpha-helical rod protein 1 L homeolog
Exons: 18
Coding region: 347-2602 (751 amino acids)
Biological process (GO): protein export from nucleus; cell differentiation
Cellular component (GO): nucleus; cytoplasm; centriole
Source: RefSeq, a predicted model, not a curated record